Rubroshorea leprosula is the source of this 1401-nucleotide messenger RNA. The record is from the annotation of a GenBank genome assembly. NCBI's taxonomy places the organism in Eukaryota, Viridiplantae, Streptophyta, Magnoliopsida, Malvales, Dipterocarpaceae.
CCUCCUCCAUUUUGGCAGUUUCCAUGAGUGAAUCCAUUUAAUGUCGUCCUCCUCCUCCUUCCUCCCCAUUAUAACCUCCACUGCAACUUCUCUCCGCCGUUUAUUUCUCUCUCCACCGUACAGGCUGGAGCAGCCUACUACUACUUCCCGUGAUAUGCACCUACAUCGAUCCUCCUUCUCUCUUUUCCAUCGUUCCAAUUCCAAAAUCUAAACAAAACGCUCAACAUCCAAAGACGGAAACAAGCAUCAACAUGUCAGUUGCACCGCCACCGCCGCCUUUGUUUCUGAACAACAUCGGAGGCUCUGGAGGAGAUUCGCAUUCGUCAUCUUCAGAUAUGGAAGGCAUUAAGCCGAGCAUACUGAUAAUAAUCUUGAUUCUUUUGAUUACUAUAAUUGUUUCGGUUUCGCUCUGCCUCCUCCUCCGCCACCUCAACAGUCGCUGCCUUCGCCACCUUUUCCGCCCUGCCUCUGUGGUGGCGACUGGUAGCAGUCGCAUCUCUCCCGCGCAAACUACGACCUCCUCGGUCGCCGAUUCUCUCCCGAUGUUCACCUUCUCCUCCAUUACUCGUCGUACCGCAACUGCAUCCGUGAUUUCCGGAGACUGCGCGAUUUGUUUGUCGAAAUUUGAGGCGCAGGAUCAGCUACGGCUUCUCCCUCUGUGCUGUCAUGCGUUCCACACCGAGUGCAUAGACACGUGGCUCAACUCCAACCAAUCGUGUCCUCUUUGUCGCUUCCCGAUUUACGCCUCCGAGGCUGAGGUCUUGAAGAUACUACUCUCGUCCUCUAAUGGCGGUGUUCAUGAUAGUUUUGACGGCAGCGACAGUUUUCGGAUUGAGAUUGGUACCGUGAGCCGCCGCCAGACCGAUUCGGAAUCCGGCGAGAGGCGAAGGUCGUACUCCAUCGGUUCAUUCGACUACAUUGUAGACGGCUUAUCUGAGGUAAGCAUGAAUAUAACGAACCAGAGGAGUGCGUCCGACAAGGAGGAGGUUGGAGGAACUGAGGCGGAGGGGGCGGCGGCGGCUCCUGAGGAAAACCUAGCGGCCGAGAUAGCUAAUGGCAGGAGUUGGCUCAAGGAGUACAUCGACAGGCUAUCCUUUUCGGCCUCGUCACGAGCUCUGUCGUUUCGUAGCUCAGGCAGGUUCUUCACGGGGAGCAGUCGCCGCAGCGACGUAGCCGGCGUCGGAGAUUGGGAUGUGGAAGCGAAUCGCGCGGGUGAGGAGAUCAGCGAAUAUUUUCGGUGGCUUUCAGGGGUAUGAGUGGUAAAUCCGCGGCUGGUUCAAGGGCAUUUUUGGACUGUCCGUUAUUGGUUCGUCUAGUCACCCCCACUCCCACUCCAAUUUUUAGCUUUAUCCACUCCUUUAGUAAUUUUUUUAUCAACAGAAAUAAAAUUACUAAUGGAGU